Molecule: messenger RNA, 2273 nt
Organism: Chelmon rostratus (copperband butterflyfish)
Lineage: Eukaryota; Metazoa; Chordata; Actinopteri; Chaetodontiformes; Chaetodontidae
Gene: rnf25
Product: ring finger protein 25
Exons: 10
Coding region: 246-1691 (481 amino acids)
Biological process (GO): protein ubiquitination
Cellular component (GO): nucleus
Molecular function (GO): protein binding; ubiquitin protein ligase activity
Source: RefSeq, a predicted model, not a curated record
AAGAAAUUCUAAAUAAAUCAUUCAAAUUAGGCAGCAGCACGGAUACGCCACUCAACUACAUUAAUAUGUAUGCUACGCUGCUAGCAGACGUAACGAUGUUCAAUUUGUGAUGUAGCUGCGUGAUUUUUCGCGUGUUGACUCGAGUUACCGAUACUUCUCAGCCCCACACUUGUGUUUUGAAAGGUCUGAGCUCAGUCUUCAGCAGCAGCUAACGUUAGCUGCGGCAGCUCGUCAGAAACAUCAUCAUGGCAGCGGAAUGCGAUGUGCUGUCUGAAAUCGAGGUGCUGCAGUCGAUCUAUCUGGAUGAACUGCUGGUCAGCAGGAGGGAGGACGGGGGCUGGGAGGUGAGCCUGGUCCUGUACCCGUCCACAGCCGAGGACUCUGUCUCCCAGUUUGUCCGGCUCACCCUGACUUUGACCCUCGAUCAGCAGUAUCCGUCGUCUUCUCCGGUCAUCUCCAUUCAUAACCCACGAGGCCUCUCUGAUGACAAGCUCAGCAGUGUCCAAAAGUGUCUUCAGUUGGAGGCUCAGUCCUGUCUGGGCUCACCUGUGUUGUAUCAGCUCAUUGAGAAAGCGAAAGAAAUCCUGACUGAAAGUAAUAUUCCUCAUGGAAACUGUGUCAUCUGCCUGUAUGGCUUUAAGGAGGGAGAGACGUUCACCAAGACGAGCUGCUACCACUACUUCCACUGCCACUGCCUCGGCCGCUACGUCCGCCACUCUGAGAGCGAGCUCCGCCGGAGGGAGAAGGAGUUAGAGGAGGACAAGACCAGAGACCGGACGGACGAUCAGGAGCUGACCGUGGUGUGUCCGGUGUGCAGAGAGCCUCUAACGUACGACGUGGAUCAGCUUCUGUCCUCCCCCGCGCCCCAGCUGCCUGAGCUGGACGAAGCAGCCGUCGCUUCAACGUUUCAGCAAAAGUGGUGUGAGCUCCAGAAGCUCUGGGAAAGACAGAGGUCUAAAGGUGGGAUCAUUGAUCCGGAGGUGGAGUCCAAUCGGUUUCUCAUCCACAUCAACGAGACUCCUUCUGUUGCUGAAAACGGAAACCUGGACGUAGAUGUCUGUCCUGGCCCCACGGUGCCCUCUGUUUCCUCUGAUGAAGCUGGCAUCAGAGGGGACCAGUUUGUUCCUGGACUGUCCCACUGCAGAGGUGGUCCAGGCCAGAGGCGUCAGAACCAGGCGAGGGGGCAGAGGAGAGGGGGCAGGUCCAGACCACAUCACAGGAGAGCCGCCCCCGUCGCAGAGCACCUGGACAAACUCUCUCUGUCCUCAGACUGCGCUGAAGGACCAAUGAAGGCCAAAGCUCAGGGUAACCACGGCCAGCAGGUGCCAGUGAACGCAGCAUCGUGUGAGUCUAAGUCAGGCAGGGACGUCUGUGCGGAGCAGCAAGAGACCGCGGUGUCUCCGGGGGGUCCGCCGGCGUGCCAGGCGGCCUUCGAAACCGAGUGCCCAGAAGAUGCUGCGGACUCGGCGGGGGGCCGUGUGCCUCGUGGAAGGAGAAGAGGUCCUCACCGACCUGCCCCGCACUCCGGGGCCCCUGGGCCAGCGCACUAUCACUGGGACGGGAGAGCCUCGAGAAGCAGGGGGGGCCCCAACAACCCGUACAGCAGAGGAGGGGGGCCCCGCAGGGGUCACGGCAGGGGCUUCCAACACAAGGUAGUGGAGAGAGAGAGGGGAAGAGAGGAGGUGCUAUGACAAAGGGCAACAGGAGGGCCAAUGAACAAACGUGUGUUUGCCUCCAUCAUCAGUUUGCAUAGAUUAAAGCCCUGCACCAGAAAUGACAUUCACUGUAGUUCCCCCCCCCCCCCGACAUCGCCCGGACCCUGCUCUCUGGUAUGCACUGUCAUGCACACUAAUAUCAGAUCCAGAUGGUUGUUGCUUUGUGUUGUGGUGCAAUAUGACUCGAAAGAACUACAAAUUAAAUUUCCUCUGGAUGCCAGCGAGUCUCGUUUUCCUGUACUUUUGUGAUUUGUUCCACUGAUUGUUGCAGCUUUAAUUGAUCUACUUUUAAUUAUUUGUUGAGAUUUUUGAACUAUGAUGCUGAUUUCAGCAGAGCAACACACCAGACAGAGGCCACCACCCUGCAGGGAAUAAAACAGGCCAUCAGCUCCACCGUGGCCAGCCACAAAAACGCAGCUCACUUGUUAACUAUAAUAAUCAUUUUUACUUUCAUGAUGUUAUUUAAGUAGAUUUGAUGAUAAUGAUAAUUUUACUGCAGUACUUUUACUUGUAAAUGUUAGGAUAUGUUUAUUCAUCUAUUAUUGAAUACAGGCUUGU